This is a messenger RNA of Pongo pygmaeus (Bornean orangutan), 1296 nucleotides long. It is a transcript of the gene SPACA7, whose product is annotated as sperm acrosome associated 7. The transcript is spliced from 7 exons. Lineage: Eukaryota; Metazoa; Chordata; Mammalia; Primates; Hominidae. The record is from RefSeq and is a predicted model, not a curated record. Bases 518 to 1156 code for a protein of 212 amino acids. Gene Ontology annotation, cellular component: acrosomal vesicle.
AGGGUGGGAGGGGACAUGGGGCCACGGGCCUCUGUUCUUCAAGGCUCUGUUCUUCAAGGGGCCUUUAAGAGGUGAUUAGACCCUCUGGAUCUGUCGGUUCUGGCACUUGCUCUGUAAUUCAGUGACCUCUCCAGCAUCCUUCAAAUAUGCCUCUUUCCAUGGGAACAGAUUUUCUUGGCUUUUGGCCACUGGCCCUUAAGUCCUGAUUAGUAUCUACCCCUUGAGUCCUCAGGGUGCUCAGGACAGAGGAAGUCACCAGAACAGGCAAUAAGAAAGAGUGGAGAGGAUCUCUGUUACCUUAAGACCCAAGUGAGCCUCCUCCCUGCUUCCCAGUCACAGACUCUGGACUGAAACCCUGCCCUGCCCCCCACGCCCCCCAGGCAAGAUGCCAGCUCCCUUCCUGGUCCUGAUGUCACAGGUCCCUGGACAUGACCUCCCCACCAGGGCAGGACCCCAGCUCCCUUCCUGGUUGUGAUGUCACAGGUCCUGACAUUCCACAGUGUCCUGGAGACCAAGGAUGGGAAACUGUCAACCUCCAGAACGUCCUUCUCCUUCAGCUGGAGGGAGCAUGGCAGUGAGCCAAGGAGACGGGACCCUCUGCUUUGUCCUCCUGCUGUGCUGUUGGCAAGAAACUGAGCUCCGGCCGAGAACCGUGAUUCCAGGUUCACCUACUGAAAUCCCAUUCAGUUCAAAACAUGAGGAUAUGUCUGAAUUAUUAGAUGAAAUUCUAGUCCAGGAGAUUUUGGAUCUGAAUAAAACAGCACCGACCGAAAUGCCAAGUACAGCAACAACAUUAUCAACACCAAUACAUGCUGGUAUUGAUGAGAAUUAUCAAGCUGGUGGUUCUGAGAAUUAUCAUGAAUUAUUAGAGAAUUUACAAUUCUCUCCUGGCAUUGAGGACAAAAUUUCCAAUGAUGAAGCCAGUGCUAAUGCAAAUCUCCAUGGCGAUCCUUCUGAGAAUUAUCGUGGGCCACAGGUGUCUCCUGGCAGUGAGAAGAGUGUUUCCAGUAAAGAAAAGAAUUCAAAGAACACUCAGUAUGAAAAUCUAUCCAUUCUGGACAAAAUCCUUCAAAAUAUUGGAAGAUCUUCAGGAAACAUUUUCCAUAAAGAGCAGCAGAGGACCAGUGCACAGAGGAGGAGCCAAGGCAGUCAAUGAGGCUGCAGCCCCGGAGCCCCUGCGCAGGAGACGAGCCUGCUAGAACCCCCACCCACCAGCCUCCGGAACAGGGCACUUGUGUGCGCAUGCCCACGUUCUCUGAACCAUUCCGCAUAAAGGAAAAUCGUUUAUUCACACAA